Molecule: messenger RNA, 3650 nt
Organism: Pomacea canaliculata
Lineage: Eukaryota; Metazoa; Mollusca; Gastropoda; Architaenioglossa; Ampullariidae
Product: trans-Golgi network integral membrane protein 1-like
Exons: 5
Coding region: 539-1999 (486 amino acids)
Source: RefSeq, a predicted model, not a curated record
AGCGGUAGUGAUUUGGCAACAUGAUGGCGUCGAGGCUAGUGUUAUUGAGAUUCGUCGGUUAUGUCUUCGUCUGUUCAUUUGUUGCAGUCAUUUGGGCUACGCCAUAGGUUCCCCCAACAGAUAUACUUAUUUUGAUAUGAUAGCAUAUUGGUCGAACCAUUCGUGUGUUUUCCCGCCCAUCACUACAUUUCAACGAGAUGCUCUUUCGACUGACAGUCUUGUCUUACAACCUUGCAUCUCUGGAGAACAGGACGACAGAAGACAAACUGAUGAUUUUACUGGUCAGUUAUGUGACGCGCUGUACAUGGUGUCUAAAGCUUUGUGUGUGAAUACUGUUUCACAAAUGAUAUCACACCAGACAAAGUUAAUCCUUAUGUGGAAGAUGAACGCUGGGAUGUAUGUAAAGACGCCCAAACUGCAGGCAAAAAAAUUCUGUUUUCAUGACAAGAGAUCGAGAACUUUGUGAACGGAGUACUGUUUGAGCAGCACAACCCUGGGGCCGGUAUGCAGGCUUUUGGUGGCCGGCGUUGUCAGCUACAUGCGUUCAAAUGGUGAAUGGAAGGCAAAUGAAGGUAGAAGUGUGAUAGCAAUACAAGAUAGGACACAGACAGGUACUGAGAAAGGAUUAUCUAACACAAAAAGGGUUCAGAAUCCAAAAUCCAGAGAAGACAUUUUAACGACGAGAGACCAUCUUAAUGUAGAACCAGGGGCUAGUAGUGGGGUAAAUAAGCCAAGACCCAUGACAAGUAAAACACAGGAAGAUGCUAGUAAUGGAGAUAAAGGGCCUAUCAGUAGGGUAACUCAGUUAGUACCCAUGGAAGGUCAAACAGAGAAAGAUGAUGGUAAUGGAACAGAGCCUGUUGUAGAUCAGCCAGAACCCGGAGAAGGUUACAAGCAGAAAGAUGCUAGUAAUGGCGAUAAAGGGCCUAUCAGUAGGGUAAAUCAGCUAGGAUCCACGGAAGGUCAAACAGAGAACGAUGAUGGUAAAGUAAAAGGGCCUGUUGUAAAUCAGCCAGAACCCAUGGAAGGUCAACCAGAGAAAGAUGAUGAUAAUGGAAAAGGGCCUGUUGUAAAUCAGCCAGAACCCGGGGAAGGACAAACAGAUAAAGAUACUGGUAAUAGGGAAGGGUCUAUCAGUGGGGUAAAUCAGCUAGGAUCCAGGACAGAUUACACACAAGAAUAUGGUGAUGAGUUAGAACCAGAGGCAAGCAGUAGAGCAACUCAGCCAGUAGAGCAAUCAACUGUUGAAGGGAUAACUAAUGUAAGCAGUUCACAGGGUGGCACUGAUAAAGUAUUAUCAAGAGUUGAUGUAGAUAUGUCACGAACAAACUCCAAGGCAGACAAUGCAGAGGAGAGGAAUAUUGGUGAAGGGGGGUCUGACAAAUACCAUAGCAUAGAGACCAAUAAAGAAGCAAUAGUAAGAGGAGGCACCGUGAGAGAAGGAACAGAUAAUCACACAAAAGCAAGUGAACCAAAAAACAAAGAUGCAGCAGAAAACAAGGAAGCAGCUACAGGCAGCAGUGUACAUCCCCUUGGACCUGUUGAAGACAGUGAUUAUCCAUCAUUUGAUGAAGAUGAAGAUGAAGAUCCUGAUAAUAUUGAUAAUGAAUAUGAAGAUCAUAAAUUUGCUGCUGAUGAUGAGAAUGACAAUAGAGAUUUUGAAAUAUCAUCAGAUACAAAAAAAGUAAAACAGCAGCCUGACAUUCCCAAGGAUGGUGUGGUGAAGAUUCCCAAACAAAUGGAUGCAUUUGAAGAAGAAGAAUCCUCUGGUCACUUCAUGGCCUAUUUUGUGACUGCAGUGGUGCUGUGUAUUGCUGGCUAUGUACUCUAUCACAACAAACAGAAGAUAAUAGCUUUUGUCUUAGAAGGACGACGUGAUGCACAGCGUCGACGAACAACUUCAAGUGGAACUGCCAAAUACACCAAACUUCAGCCAUCUGUGGAAGAAGUGAUGCCUUCUCUUGAUAAGUCUGCUGCCACCAAGAACUUUAUUUACUAAUCAUUUUUAACUUACAUAUUUGAUUUAUUUUUUUUUUACUUACUUUGUAGUAUUUUUUUUAACUGCACAAUUUCAAAAGAAUUAAAGCUUUAAAGCAUUUUUUUUUUAGUUGCUUCUGAUUGCUGAGUUGAGGGCUAAUGUAUAUGACUGGGGUUAGAAAAACAAUUUAUUAAACUAUUUGUACUUAACAUACAUAAUCAUUUCAUUACCUUUUGGGAAAUUUGACACAUAGGUUGGACCAGUAUUUUGUAUUUGUGCAUGGUAAGAUACUUAACAUUAACUUAUACAAAAAUGACUUUUGUAUAAUCUUAAAAUAAUCACGGCAUGUAUAAAGAUGUAGAUAUCACAGGGUUGUUCAGAAAAGGAACAUGCUAUUGUGCUGCACUUAUAAAACAUAUUUAGUUUAUGAUUUGGGAAAACAUUUUUGUGCCUAAACAAUUUUUCUUCAACUGAUCAGUUAACUAUAUAUUAUGGGUGAUUACAGUUCAUCCUAAGCCAUAGUUGCGAUAAUUUAUCUCUUUCAGCAGUAUUGUUCAUUAACUGUCAGAAAUGUAUCAGAUGAGUGCUUAAUGGUGCACAUGAUCAAUGCAAUCUAUCUGCAUGCUGUUACAGUAUCUUCAGGGUGUUUGUCAUUUUGGUGUUGGAAGUAUUUUGCAUCUGUACUUAAAGAAGUAAUCUAAGAUUUUUUGGUCCUAUUUUCACCAUGAGUAUGCAAGCAUGCUUUUGACUUGUUUUAGACCAUUACACAAUUUACUAGCACUUUUUCCUAUUGUUUAAUGGUUGGGCAGACAUAAGAUGUAUCUGUCAGUUGCUUCCAUUGUUUAUUGCCUUUUAAUGUUUUUUGUUGUUUUUCACUUGCUGCAUCAGAAGUUGUGAUAUCUGAUUGCAUCUAUUAGAUUAUCAGACUGGUGCAGGACUGUGCAGCGAAAUUUUUUUUAAUUUGACCCAAAUUCCAUUUUUUAAUUUUUUUUAAAAGGUAGUUUGCAUUUUAAGCAAACCAUUUCAACAAAUAAUCAUUUGAAGUUCAUGUGAGCCUUGUAACAAAACAUGACAUAGUAUCUCCGUUGGCUGAUAGGUUGAAGUCUUUCAGGGCUAAGAACUGUGUUGCCAAACUUGCCUUGGUUGCUUGCUUAUCAGAUCUUGGACUGGGUGGUAAGAACAUCUGUAUCUUCUUUCCAUACAUAAAGUGCUUAUUAAAGAAGAAAACAACAUUUUUAGUGGAGCAAAAGAGAAAAAGCAAUGCUAUUCAGCCAUUGAGUUAACAACCUAUAAAAAAAAUUAAACAUAAAACCUUAUGCCAUCCUUGACUUUGGAGGAUCUUAUCAAAUCAAAAGACGAGCACGUAUAUGCAGUCACUCAAAAGCUGGUGCAUACACGUGCUCACAAACUCAAAGAUGCAAGCACCAAGUCUCCAAAUUCGGCUUGAGAUUGAUACAAAGCUGUUUAAAAAGACAUAGGCUUCAGGGUGCUAAUCAGGGUGUUUCAAAAUCUGAUUACCAGUAGUAUAGGACAGCUGUUUCUGGUUAAUAAUAAUAAUGCUAAUUUGUAAAGCACAUAUUCACACUCCUAAAGAUUAUGCUCUAAUCUCUUAAGAACAAGAACAAAACAUGAUCAGCAUACAAGGGACAGGAAAACAAGUAACAUAUGAGCU